AAAUAAUUUUUUGAAGCUUUUCUAUUCGUGUGGGAUGAUAAGAACAAAUAGACAGGCAUUGAUAAAACGAAAACCAAUUUACCUGAAUAAAUUGAGAGUUGUCAUGUAUAACCAAGCUUAGGCCCUUAACGUGGAAGCUCUGGUAGCACUCUACUAGUCACUGAGGGGUUGGAGACGUUGAUUGUACAUAGGAAAAUUGUGUAUAAAUUCGACAAACUCAGUUAUACUGGAGCAAAACGGAGAAAAUACAAGGGGUGCCGAGUCACCCGACGCCAACCAGGAAAAUCGAGCAACGUGUUGGUGGACACCUUGGGCUGCUAUGGGUUGUUUUGGGUCUCCAACCUCAAAACAAUCAUCGGAUGUUAACUCGGAUGAUUCAAAAAGUCAAAAGCGCCGAAGCGAUGCAAUAUCUAGACAGCUUCAAAAGGAUAAACAGCUCUAUAGGGCCACACAUAGGUUACUCCUACUUGGGGCUGGUGAAUCUGGUAAAUCAACCAUAGUCAAGCAGAUGCGAAUAUUGCAUGUCGAUGGAUUUUCUGAACAAGAGAAAAAACAGAAAAUUGAUGAUAUUAAAAAGAAUAUUCGAGACGCUAUAUUGACUAUUACAGGAGCCAUGAGUACACUUAAUCCACCUGUAGCUUUAGAAAAAAAAGAAAAUGAACCCAGAGUGGAAUACAUUCAGGAUUAUGCCUCUAGUCCGGACUUUAACUAUCCUCCUGAAUUUUAUGAACAUACAGAAGAACUAUGGAAAGACAAAGGUGUUCUUCAAACCUAUGAGAGGUCAAAUGAAUAUCAAUUAAUUGACUGUGCUAAAUACUUCCUGGAUCGAGUAAGCACAAUUAAGAAUCCAAAUUAUACACCAAAUGAGCAAGAUAUACUUCGGUGCCGUGUUUUGACUUCUGGAAUAUUUGAAACAAGAUUUCAGGUGGAUAAAGUAAAUUUCCAUAUGUUUGAUGUCGGAGGACAGCGAGACGAACGCAGAAAAUGGAUUCAAUGUUUCAAUGAUGUAACUGCUAUUAUAUUCGUAACAGCAUGCUCAAGUUAUAACAUGGUUUUGCGUGAAGAUCCCACUCAAAAUCGGCUACGAGAAUCUUUGGAUUUAUUUAAAAGUAUUUGGAAUAACAGAUGGCUUCGCACGAUUUCUAUUAUACUAUUUCUAAAUAAGCAAGAUUUGUUAGCAGAGAAAAUUAAGGCUGGAAAAAGUAAACUGUCGGAAUAUUUCUCCGAGUUUAACAAAUACCAAACGCCAAUCGAUACAGGUGACGCAAUAAUGGAAUCCAAUGAUGAUCCAGAAGUUAUAAGAGCAAAAUAUUUCAUACGAGACGAGUUUCUGCGUAUAUCAACUGCUAGUGGAGAUGGUAAACAUUACUGCUAUCCACAUUUCACAUGCGCCGUUGACACGGAGAACAUAAAAAGAGUUUUUAAUGAUUGCAGAGACAUUAUUCAACGGAUGCAUCUUCGUCAAUAUGAAUUGUUAUAGGUUAUCCCUAUCGCCGUAAUGCAACUAAAUAAAAGUAAAGAAAAAUAUUAA
Drosophila willistoni is the source of this 1531-nucleotide messenger RNA. RefSeq names its product guanine nucleotide-binding protein G(s) subunit alpha (gene Galphas). Gene Ontology annotation, biological process: sensory perception of chemical stimulus; adenylate cyclase-activating dopamine receptor signaling pathway. Gene Ontology annotation, molecular function: G protein-coupled receptor binding; GTPase activity; GTP binding. The record is from RefSeq and is a predicted model, not a curated record. Lineage: Eukaryota; Metazoa; Arthropoda; Insecta; Diptera; Drosophilidae. Gene Ontology annotation, cellular component: heterotrimeric G-protein complex. Bases 320 to 1480 code for a protein of 386 amino acids. The transcript has 9 exons.